Bombina bombina (fire-bellied toad) is the source of this 5091-nucleotide messenger RNA. It is a transcript of the gene GRM8, whose product is annotated as glutamate metabotropic receptor 8. The record is from RefSeq and is a predicted model, not a curated record. Gene Ontology annotation, molecular function: group III metabotropic glutamate receptor activity. Gene Ontology annotation, biological process: G protein-coupled glutamate receptor signaling pathway; regulation of synaptic transmission, glutamatergic. The coding region runs from base 1 to 4992 and encodes 1663 amino acids. NCBI's taxonomy places the organism in Eukaryota, Metazoa, Chordata, Amphibia, Anura, Bombinatoridae. Gene Ontology annotation, cellular component: membrane. The transcript has 13 exons.
AUGGUAGCCAACAAGUGCAGGGAAAUGACUUGUUACUGGAAUGAAAGUGACAACAAUCUAAACCAAAAAAAGGUCCCCAAGAUUACCUCAGACCAAUUGCAAAACCUGAAAAGGCCCAUAACCACACAGGAACUUCAACACGUAAUAUCAGAAUUGCCUAAUGGGAAAAGUCCAGGCCCUGAUGGCCUAUCAGCUAAAUACUAUAAAGCUUUUUCCUCCAUCCUUAUCCCCCACAUGGUCCAACUUUUUAAUGAGGUUUCUGGGGAAAACCCGUUUCCACCAUCAAUGCUUGAGGCGCAGGUCUCGGUGCUCCCAAAACCAGGCAAACAACCAAACACACCAGCGAACUUUCGCCCAAUCUCUCUACUUAAUGUGGACAUUAAACUUUACGCGAAGAUUUUCGCGACCCGAAUUAAUCUGAUCCUCCCAACCUUAAUACAUAUAAAUCAAGCAGGGUUCACACCUACACGAGAAUCCAGAGACAACACCACAAAAAUUUUAGCUCUUAUGGAAUAUGCACACAAACAUCAGGUUCCCUCCGCGUUCAUUUCUAUGGACGCGGAGAAAGCCUUUGAUAGGCUUGAUUGGACAUUUCUGAAACAGGCCUUACUUAAAUUUGGAUUUGACCAAGAACUAAUCAUGAAAUUAUUCGCACUAUAUAAUGCGCCUCAAGCAAAAGUUAAACUAAAUGACUCCUUCUCCUACCCUUUUCAAAUCAAUAACGGAACCAGACAAGGCUGCCCGCUCUCACCCCUCCUUUUUGUCUUGUCAAUAGAAAUACUGGCAUCCUAUAUUAGGAAUAAUAAAGCUAUUACGGGACUCCAAAUAGGCUCAGCAGAAUAUAAAAUCACAUUAUAUGCAGAUGACAUAUUUCUUACCCUUACGAACAUAGAAUCCACACUCCCUUAUCUCCUGGAUACCUUAAAUAAAUAUGGGAAAUACUCAAAUUUUAGUAUAAACAUUACAAAGUCUGAACUGCUACAUAUUAAUCUCACCCCAUCCACCGUAACACGCCUGCAGCGGCAAUUCCAAUAUAAGGCGCAGAGCAAAGCAAUUAAAUAUUUAGGAGUCUACAUAACCCCCAACAUCUAUGAUGUUGUGACUUUAAAUUACGAAAGCCUAAUUUUAAACGUUAACUCAUUGUUAAGAAGCUGGAAUAGUAAAUUUCUAUCAUGGAUGGGGAGACUUAAUGCAAUUAAAAUGAUUAUAUUGCCCAAAAUACUUUAUCUGUUACAAACUUUACCUAUACCCCUCCCUGACUCACUGAUUCAUAGACUACAGAAAGCGUUAAAUACCUUUAUUUGGGCAAACAAACGCCCACGCAUAGCCACAGCUACAUUAUAUAGACCAAGAGAACUCGGAGGCAUUGGAGCGCCCAAUAUAAAACUCUACAGAAUAGCUACUUUUAUGUCCAGGAUAGUAGACUGGUGUAAAAAUGCCUUAAAUAAAGAAUGGGUCCAACUAGAAAACAAUUUGAUAGGUCACGACAAUAUAUGCGGGAACUGUUGGCUUACCUCCAACCAGAGAACGCUUUCAGAUGCUACCCCAUCCUCAGUUCGAGAAUCAUAUAAAAUAUGGGACAAAAUCAUACGACAGCAUAAAGGCAUUUCUACAGCGCAAUCCCCUUUAACUCCGAUAGGGGGCAAUGUAACAUCCCCACUUAAUAUUAAUAUACUUGAGCCACAAUUAGUAACUAUCAAUGAUAUCCUUCCGGUCCAUACCCUAUAUGAGAAUGGAAGGGUUAAAUCGCAAACAGAUCUUGUUACCAAGUGUGGACCCAGACUGCAAAAUUGGUUAACAUAUUCACAGUUAGCACACUUUCUUUCAACACACCCAUCUAAACCGCAUUUUACUCGUCCAUUAACACCUUUUGAGAAUCUGUGCAUUAAUCCACUGCCAAAUAAAGGCAUACUCUCCAUAGUACAUAAACAACUUCAACUGUCUAGCUAUAAACACCUACCAUCCUAUGUUGCCAAAUGGGAACAGGAAUUUGAUAGCCCGAUACCAGAACAAACUUGGUAUGACAUAUUCAAAUAUAUGAGCAAAUCUUCCUCCUCGAUUUCCAUUCUGGAAAUGAACCUCAAAUUCAUGUGCAGAUGGUAUUAUACACCUUCACGUUUACAUCAGCUAUUCCCUAACACCCCAGCAAUAUGCUGGAGGGGUUGCCAGGAAAUUGGAACCCCACACCACAUUUGGUGGCAGUGCCCGAAAGCUAAAUACUAUUGGGAAACAAUCAAGAAAGAGGUUGAACGAGAGGACUUUAUACAAGGAGUCAACAAAGAAGACAUGACUUGGAAACAGCUGGCUGCAUUCAUUUCUAUCAAGUGUUAUUGGAUUUUAUGUGUGAUGCAAAGAACCAAUGGACAAGAAUAUGCUCAUUCUAUCAGAGUGGAAGGGGACAUUAUACUUGGAGGUCUCUUCCCAGUCCAUUCAAGAGGAGAGCGAGGGGUGCCUUGUGGAGACUUAAAAAAAGAGAAGGGGAUUCAUAGGCUAGAAGCUAUGAUGUAUGCAAUAGAUCAGAUCAAUAAAGACCCUGACCUUUUAACAAAUAUCACUUUAGGAGUGCGCAUCCUUGAUACUUGCUCAAGAGAUACCUAUGCUUUGGAGCAAUCUUUAACCUUUGUGCAAGCUUUAAUAGAAAAAGAUGCUACUGAUGUGAGAUGUGCAAAUGGCGACCCACCUAUUUUUACUAAGCCAGAUAAAAUAGUUGGUGUAAUUGGAGCUGCAGCGAGUUCUGUAUCCAUCAUGGUUGCAAAUAUUUUAAGGCUCUUUAAGAUACCUCAAAUCAGCUAUGCAUCCACUGCUCCAGAAUUAAGUGAUAACAGCCGGUAUGACUUUUUUUCACGAGUGGUUCCACCUGACUCCUAUCAAGCACAAGCCAUGGUUGAUAUUGUGACGUCCCUUGGAUGGAACUAUGUAUCAACAUUAGCAUCGGAAGGAAAUUAUGGAGAAAGUGGAGUUGAAGCAUUUACACAGAUAUCCAGGGAAAUUGGUGGUGUUUGCAUUGCUCAAUCAUUGAAAAUCCCACGGGAACCCAAACCGGGAGAAUUUGAUAAAAUCAUCAAACGUUUGCUGGAUACUCCCCAGGCCCGCGCAAUAAUCAUUUUUGCAAAUGAAGAUGACAUAAGACGAAUUUUAGAGGCAGCCAAAAGAAGCAAUCAAACAGGGCAUUUUCUGUGGAUUGGAUCAGACAGUUGGGGUUCCAAAAUCUCACCAGUAUACCAGCUGGAAGAAAUAGCAGAUGGAGCUGUGACAAUACUGCCAAAGAGAGCGUCAAUAGAUGGGUUUGAUAGGUAUUUUAGAAGCCGAUCAUUAGCCAAUAAUCGAAGAAAUGUAUGGUUUGCAGAAUUUUGGGAGGAAAAUUUUGGAUGUAAGUUGGGGUCCCAUGGAAAAAGGAACAAUCAUUUCAAAAAAUGCACAGGAUUAGAACGCAUUGGAUUACAUUCCAGCUAUGAACAAGAAGGAAAAGUUCAGUUUGUGAUAGAUGCUGUAUAUUCAAUGGCUCAUGCUCUGCACAACAUGCAUCGAGAUCUCUGUCCUGGUUAUAUAGGAUUAUGCUCAAGAAUGAGGUCUAUUGACGGUAAAGAACUUCUCAGUUAUAUUCGAGCUGUGAACUUUAAUGGAAGUGCUGGAACACCUGUCACAUAUAAUGAAAAUGGAGAUGCCCCUGGCCGUUAUGAUAUCUAUCAAUACCAAAUAAACAACAAAACAACGGAAUACAAAGUUAUUGGUCAUUGGACUAAUCAGUUGCAUCUAAACGUGGAAGACAUGCAGUGGUCGAGUAGAGAACAUACACAGCCAGCAUCUGUUUGUAGUCUGCCGUGCAAGCCUGGAGAAAUUAAAAAACCUGUAAAAGGAGCACCUUGCUGCUGGAAUUGUGAACGGUGUGACGGCUAUAAUUUCCAAGUGGAUGAGCUCACCUGUGAUGUGUGUUCUAUAGAUCAAAAACCAAAUGCAAACCGCACCGGGUGCCAACUAAUCCCUAUUAUCAAACUUGAGUGGCAUUCUCCUUGGGCUGUUAUACCUGUCUUUAUAGCCAUUUUGGGUAUCAUGGCAACCACCUUUGCAAUUGUCACCUUUGUACGAUACAACGACACACCUAUUGUGAGAGCAUCUGGACGUGAACUCAGCUAUGUGUUACUGACAGGUAUUUUUCUGUGUUAUGCCAUUACAUUUUUAAUGAUUGGAACUCCAGAUAUGGUAGUCUGCUCUCUGAGACGCAUAUUCCUGGGGCUUGGCAUGUGUUUUAGUUAUGCUGCUUUACUAACAAAAACAAACAGGAUUCAUCGGAUAUUUGAGCAAGGAAAAAAAUCAGUUACUGCUCCAAAGUUUAUAAGUCCAGCAUCUCAACUAGUCAUUACUUUCAGUCUUAUAUCAGUUCAGUUGCUUGGGGUCUUCAUAUGGUUUAUAGUUGAUCCUCCCCAUAUCAUAGUAGACUAUGGAAAACAAAGAACACAAGAUCCUGAAAAUGCAAGGGGAAUACUUAAAUGUGACAUUUCUGAACUUUCUCUAAUUUGUUCCCUGGGAUACAGUAUUCUUUUGAUGGUUACAUGUACUAUUUAUGCUAUUAAAACAAGAGGGGUUCCAGAAACCUUCAAUGAAGCCAAACCUAUUGGAUUUACAAUGUACACCACUUGCAUUAUCUGGUUAGCGUUUAUUCCAAUAUUUUUUGGGACAACGCAGUCAGCGGAAAGGAUGUAUAUCCAGACAACUACUCUAACAAUCUCCAUGAGUUUAAGUGCUUCUGUGUCUUUGGGUAUGCUCUACAUGCCUAAGGUUUACAUAAUAAUUUUUCAUCCAGAGCAGAAUGUCCAAAAACGAAAGAGGAGUUUCAAGGCUGUUGUGACUGCUGCUACCAUGCAAAGCAAACUUAUCCAAAAAGGAAAUGACAGACCUAAUGGUGAAGUUAAAACAGAAAUCUGUGACAGUCUUGAAACAAACACCUCUUCUACAAAAACCACAUAUAUCAGUUACAGCAAUCAUGCAAACUGAAAAUGGAAAAUGCUUGAAACAAAAGGAACCAGACUGUGUGAUCUACAAUCAAAACCUAGAACAAUAUUUGAGUUAAACAAAUAUACAAAACGGACAAUA